CUCUCUCCUCAUAUUUAUUAUUAUUACUCUCUUUGUCACAGAGAAGAGAAGAAACAAAAAAAGAAAAGAUUUAAUGAGAGAUAUUAAUUCAAAAGAUUCGGCAACAUAAUCCUCGAGAAGGGUUUGGUGAGAACCGGCGGUGGAUCCGACGGAGAUGGCAAAGACCGGAUUUUUCGAUUCGGAUCCGACGGCGAUUGCUAAAGCUAAAGAGCUAAAGCGCGAGAUGAAGAAACUUCUGAGUAACAUCGAGGAAGAGGAUGGUUUGAGCGUUCAGACAAUCGAUCAGUUGCAGGAGGCUCUGUCCGCGUUUAGACAAGCGACGACGAUGAGGAAGAUGGCGAAGUCUUCUUCUUUAGAGAUGCUCGAGACGGCGGUGUCUUGUCCUGACGAGUUUCGUUGUCCUCUCUCCAACGAGCUCAUGCGUGAUCCUGUCGUCUUGGCUUCUGGUCAGACAUACGACAAGUUAUUCAUCCAAAGAUGGUUGAGUUCAGGCAACAGAACAUGUCCCAAGACAGAACAAGUUCUGCCUCACACUGCUUUAACUCCCAAUGUCUUAAUCCGUGAUAUGAUCUCUAAAUGGUGCAAGACGGUUGGGUUAGAGACUAAUAAUCUAUACGAGUCCAAGAAAGCUGUCACUAGAUCAGAUCGUGAGGUUUUCAAUUCCUUGCUCUGUAAAGUCUCUUCUUCUUCGAACGUUCAAGAUCAAAGAUCAGCUGCAAAGGAGCUAAGACUUUUGACCAAGAAAGGAACCGAGUUUCGAGCUCUUUUCGGUGAAUCUUCUGAAGGAAUCACACGCUUAGUGAGUCCGUUGUUGGUUAACCAAGAUGAGCAACUUCAAGAAGAUGUGGUGACAACAUUGUUGAACAUAUCUAUACACGAUGACAGCAACAAGAAGCUCGUCUGCGAAAACCCUAACGUGAUUCCUCUCCUGAUCGAUGCAUUAACGCGUGGAACUGUAGCCACGAGAAGCAAUGCAGCUGCAGCGAUCUUCACUCUCUCUGCUCUCGAUUCGAACAAAGCGCUCAUAGGGAAAUCUGGAAUCUUGAAACCGCUUAUCGAUCUUUUAGAAGAAGGGAAUCCAUUAGCUAUCAAAGACGCAGCCGCAGCGAUCUUCACUCUCUGUAUUGCACACGAGAACAGGAGCAGAGCUGUGAAGGACGGAGCUGUUAGGGUUUUAGGUAAGAAAAUCUCUGAAGGGUUGUAUGUGGAUGAGCUUUUAGCUUUAUUAGCGAUGCUUGUUACUCACUGGAAGGCUGUGGAGGAGCUUGGCGAGCUCGGUGGGGUGUCUUGGCUGCUGGAGAUAACUAGAGAGAGUGAAUGCAAGAGAAACAAAGAGAACGCGAUUGUGAUACUGCAUACUAUAUGUUUUAGUGACAGGACAAAGUGGAAGGAGAUCAGAGAAGAGGAGAGUGGUCAUGGAACGAUAACAAGGCUUGCGCGUGAAGGAACGUCUAGGGCACAGAGGAAAGCCAAUGGGAUCCUGGAUAGGCUGAGAAAAGCUAUGAAUCUUACUCACACAGCCUGAGAUAAUGCCCCCUAAAUUCAGCAAUGUAAAUUAUCUAUACCUAUAUAUGCUCUUCUUUUUUUUAUUUGGUUUUCAUAAUUUUUGUAAAUUAUUUCAUAUAUUUAGGAUCUGAAUAAUAAUAUAUACUCCCUCCGUUUUUUAUUA
This is a messenger RNA of Brassica napus (rape), 1669 nucleotides long. RefSeq names its product U-box domain-containing protein 9-like. The record is from RefSeq and is a predicted model, not a curated record. Gene Ontology annotation, biological process: protein ubiquitination. Gene Ontology annotation, cellular component: nucleus; cytoplasm. NCBI's taxonomy places the organism in Eukaryota, Viridiplantae, Streptophyta, Magnoliopsida, Brassicales, Brassicaceae. The coding region runs from base 155 to 1525 and encodes 456 amino acids. Gene Ontology annotation, molecular function: protein binding; ubiquitin-protein transferase activity. The transcript is spliced from 2 exons.